AUGGCGACCCAGCCUCCGCCGGCGCCGCGCAAGACCAGAAGGUCCAAGACGGUCCUGAGCCCAGUCCCCACGGAGAUCCCGGACGGCGCCAUCAUGGUGCACUCGACUGAUUCCACCAUCGCGGUCCCGAGCCACGGCGGCGACUCGGUCGCCCAGCGCGUGAAAAGCGCGAACCCGAAGCGGCCGACGAUGGCCGCCAUCCAAGCAUUGCAGGGCCGCAGCGCGGGCGCGCAGCGCGAGAUCGAGGCGGCGGCGCCGCCGCGGCGGAAACGCGGCGCGGGCACGCCCGCCAGCUGCCGCCGCGCGCCGAAGAAGAAGACGCCCUUGUCUCGGGACGAGGAAACGCUCAAGCUCUUCCCGAAUGGGCCGAAGACGCUGACGCCGCCGCGGCCCCUCGAGCCGGUUGAGUGGAACGGCGAUUUAUGGUGCCCAUUCUGCUUGAACCAGGCGAAAAAGCUCUGUUACAAGAUACCUCGGGCGAAGCCGAAGCCUUACGUUGAGGAUGGAAGGGGCAAGGCACGGCACAUUCCUACUGGUCGCUUGCAGCCGCACUGGCAUGCACCGACCUUCAGUCGACAUCUCACGGAGGAGCAUGAAUUUCCGCCGACGGGGAAUACAAGGGGGGGUCGACAAAAGGGAGACGGCAAGGGUUCCAAAGCCGGCGGGAACCCGGGUUCGGUUGGGUUCUGGCAGGAUCCCCGCUGCGCCCUCGGCUUUAAAGCCGGCGGGAACCCGCCCACUGUCAAACGGUGGCGCUUUAUAUACCGUCUAGGCUGGAGGCUGAGAGAUGUGAUACGGUCGCGGCAUGCGUGUGGGUAA
Pelagomonas calceolata is the source of this 819-nucleotide messenger RNA. NCBI's taxonomy places the organism in Eukaryota, Pelagophyceae, Pelagomonadales, Pelagomonadaceae. The record is from the annotation of a GenBank genome assembly.